This is a messenger RNA of Conger conger (European conger), 1368 nucleotides long. Its product is annotated as zinc finger protein 467-like. The transcript has 4 exons. The coding region runs from base 263 to 1366 and encodes 367 amino acids. The record is from RefSeq and is a predicted model, not a curated record. Gene Ontology annotation, biological process: regulation of transcription by RNA polymerase II. Gene Ontology annotation, molecular function: DNA-binding transcription factor activity; RNA polymerase II cis-regulatory region sequence-specific DNA binding. NCBI's taxonomy places the organism in Eukaryota, Metazoa, Chordata, Actinopteri, Anguilliformes, Congridae.
CUAAAGUCGGCGUGAGGUGCUCCUUCCUUUGUUGUGUUUGGGGUAGGAACCAAAGUCCCCGUGGAAGUGGCGUGUGAUUUACUGAGCAGGGCCGAGGUGUGCACUCUCCAAACGAGGAAAACACACUUCUAACAGUAGAACUGUGGAGAGACCUGAAGAUGGCAGUUCAGACGCUUCCCAUCCAAUUUGAUGGCGCUUGAGAGGAUCUGCCAGGAAGAAUGGGAACUGCCUGAAUCAAGGUUUGGGAAUAAAGCGGGAGCCAAUGGCUGCGGUGAACCGGGAAUCGAACAAGAGGAGAGCCACGGCUGUGGCAGCCACAGCCAAGGUGCGAGAGGCCACUUUGGCCCUGCUCAUGAGUGACCCAUCGACGGCCUCCCAGAAGAAGAGGCCGUUCCCCUGCACCCUGUGCGAAAAGAGGUUCCAAAGCAAGAGCCACUUAAACGAGCACCAGCGCGUCCACACCGGGGAGCGGCCGUUUCCCUGCACGCAGUGCGGCCUCUCCUUCACCACCCAGCACAACCUGAAGCGCCACCAGACCAUCCACGCCAAGGAGGAUAGCUACCGCUGCCACAAGUGCAGCAUGCUCUUCUGCACCGUGCACAAACAGAGAAAAACCCCCAAGUCACCCACCGCACCCCUGGACAACCCAAAGCCCGACUACGCGAUGCCCCCAACGGACCCCAAGAAGGAGAAGACCAGUCAGGGGCCCUCGACGCCCAAGAGGGCGAAGCGUGCCCGACGCAAGGGGGCGGAUCCCGGUGUGGUGACCUUGCGUUCCGGAAUAAAGCGGGAACCAAUGGCUGCGGUGAACAGGAAAUUGCACGUGAAGGGAGCUACAGCUGUGGCAGCCACAGUCGAGGUGCGAGAGGCCAGUUCAGCCCCGACCGUGGGGAACCCGCCGAAGGCCUCCCAGAAGAAGAGGCCGUUCCCCUGCACCCUGUGCGAAAAGAGGUUCCAAAGCAAGAGCCACUUCAACGAGCACCAGCGCGUCCACACUGGGGAGCGGCCGUUUCCCUGCCAGCAGUGCGAGCUCUCCUUCACCACCAACCACAACCUGAAGCGCCACAGGACCAUCCACGCCAAGGAGGCCAGCUACCGUUGCCACAAGUGCGGCAUGCUCUUCUGCACCGUGCAUGAAAAGGGCAAAACCGCGAAGACUCCCCCCGCACCCCUGACCACCUCAACGCCCGACUACAUGAUGCCCCCACCGGACCCCAAGAAGGAGAAGACCAGUCAGGCCCCCUCGCCGCCCAAGAGGGCGAAGCGUGCCCGACGCAAGGGGGCGGAGCCCGGAGUGGUGGCCUUGCGUAAGCACACAAGGGGGCUGCAGAAUAAAAUUGCCUAUGACAUAGAAGUGGUGCUUUAACU